Molecule: messenger RNA, 3123 nt
Organism: Eimeria mitis
Lineage: Eukaryota; Apicomplexa; Conoidasida; Eucoccidiorida; Eimeriidae
Source: RefSeq, a predicted model, not a curated record
AUGGCUGGGGUCCCAGUAACGAACUGGGGAUCUCAUUUCGCAGUUACCGGACGCAGGUGGUCUGUAAGCAGCACUUCUGCACUGACUGCUGUUGUUGCUGUUGCUGCUGCGUUGGGUGUCGUGUUCCUGCUGCUGUCCUGCGGAUUCGCCAUCUCGCGCAACGCCAAGGCCACCCAAGUGUGGGGCAGUCGCCGGCGCCUUUCAUCCAGAGAGGCUGAAGGACCUUGUGAACAAACUGCAUCCGGAGCAGCAGAAACAUCAGCAGGUGGUGAAGGUGCAGCAGCAGCAGCAGAUGGAGAAGGUGCAGCAGCAGCAGCAGAUGGAGAAGAUACAGCAGCAGCAGCUGUUGGAGGUGCAGCAGCAGCAGAUGGAGGUGGAGUAACAGCAGCAGAUGAAGAAGGUGCAGCAGCAGCAGCUGAUGGAGGAGAUGCAGGAGCACCUGCAACCGACGUAGCCAGGGGCCAGGAAGUUUCCACUUCCCCAACAGAAUCUACUCUCGAUCCAAUGGCCGCUCCGUUCAUUCCUAGAGGCGUCGGUUAUGCAGCUGGAGGCGCUGGCGAAGGGGGCAGAGCAGCAGGUGGAGACCCUGCGGCUUCCGCCGUUUCUUCUUUGGAGGCGACUGCGUCCGGAAUAGCCGAAGGAACCGCAGCAGGAGCACCAGCAGCAGGAGAGGCAGCUGCAGCAGUAGGAGAGCCAGCAGCAGUGCAAGCUGGAGGAUUGCCUGAGGCGACAAGGGGGCGUGGGGAAGAGCUGCCGCCUCGGCUGUGGGAAGCCGGCGUGGAGAGGGCAGUAGGACACUUUCCUUUUUUGGGCACCUUUGUGACUCGCGUUAGAGAGCUUGCGGAUUACUUUCGGGUUCACUCAGGCUACCUUUCGCGGCAUCAUGCACAGCUUGUAGGGAAGCAGCUGUUGCGGCACUGUUUAGUCGAGCUUGCUGCAGUAGCGCCUCUCCUCUGCACGGAAGAGGGUAGGCUGUGGGAUGGGGCCGUAAGGGCGCUCCUCCGUCUUGGUGCGGAUUUGGGUGGCCGCUACGAGAGGUCGCUACAGAAGGCUACUGCCUUGGACUGUCUUCUGCGUGCGUUGCACCAACUGCGGCGAGAAAAUGGCGUCGAUAUCCCUCGUGUUGCGAUUCACGCCAGAGUGCAAGUAUCAAAGCAGAUUCUUCCUGCAGCAGGUGCAGCUCUGCGGCGUAUGGCCACUGCUAUAAAUACGCUGCUACAGAGCCUCCAAGGCAACCCACUUUCAGUUCCCCCCAGUAUCGCAACGACCCAGGCCGCUGUUAUGGAUGCAGUUACCGAGGAGAGGCUGCUGCAGCUGUUGGUUGACAACGAUAUUUCGUAUGUGCUGGCACAACUGCAAGGCUCCUGCUGCCACCCCGGAACCAUAUUCGACCAAGCCCAUGUUGCACGUUCUCAGAAGAAGUAUUACCCGGAUUAUGCGCACCCAAAGGCCCACAAUAUCGACUUAGCAGCAGAGGCAGCAGCGGCGAAAGCAGCAGCAGCAGCGAAGGCGCUCGUGCAUCCGGUAACAGCAAUAGCUGGCGAUUCUGCCCCCGAUGCACCAGAAUCCGAAGAAGAAAUUGCGGCAGCGGUUUCAGAGGGAGAGACCGCGCUUGGGCAGCUCACUGGGACGGGGCCGGAGCAGGAACAGGGCGAGCAGCAGCUGCCACAGCCACAGCAUUCUGUACUGGAGCGGCAACUGCUGCAACCGGGUGCUCCAGCACAGGGGGGGGGAUUGAAGGAGGAGGAGGCUUUAAGAUUUGGCCUCGCUUUGCCGCCCUUUCCUCCAUAUCCCCACCCCAUGUUCGUCCCUGUUCUUGCGCCUGGCUCGCCUGCCCUUCAGCGGCUGCCCUCUACAGUAGCUAAGAGUUCUUUCUUUCCGCAGCCGCGUCUUCAGGUGGGGCACCAGCAGCAGCAACAGCACUGGGGACCCUACCCCCGGCAACAGCAGGGAGCGCAAGUUUCAAGGUAUCCGCUGCAACAACAGCCGCAGCAUGAGGUUGCCUGGGGUCCCUUCCUGCAGCAGCAGCAGCAGUCGUCAUGGCGAUCGGAGCAAUUCCCGCUGCAACAGCAGCGCCUGCUACUUUGGUGGCCCCUCCAGCAGCACCCGCGGCCUUGGAAGCCCUCCCAUGAUCACCAACGACCCACGAGGCCUUGGGUGCCCUUCCCUCCGCAGCAGCAACACGCGUCGCCUGUGUGGCCCACUCCUCAGCAAGAGCAGCAGAUGCAGACAUGGGUGCCCUUCUUUGAGCAGCGCCAGCGCGCGGGACGGCAUGGGCCCUUCCUUCAACAGCUGGAUGUGGAACCCUUGGGAUCGUUUCCUCAGCAGCAGGAGCAAAGAUAUGGUCAGGAGGCCUUCCCUCAACAGCAACAGGGAGGAGAACAUUGGGGGCCGUCCCCACCGAAACAGGAACCAGGGGAACUUUCGGGCCCCUUUCCUCAGCAACCCUCGCCAGGGAAGCAUUUUGGCCCUGCGCUGCCUCAGCAGGAGCUGGAACUUUUGACGUACGCUGCGGGGUCUGACGCGGCCGAGGAAGGUUCGGACCUUUCCGUAGGAUUGUCUGGGGCCGCUGCAUACGUUGCCUCUCUCCUUUCCGACAGCAGCUCCGAUGAGUUGGAUCCGCAUGAACAAGAGACAGGCAAAGGCAGUGACAGUCCUGACAAUGCAGGAGAGAGGGGAUUGCUUCCAGCAGCCGAUUUCAGCGCGCCAGCCAUAUUGUUAGUGCCAGGCAACACGCCGGGUCACGGCGCGCAUCUGCCGCCGCAGCAAGAGCAGCAAGAGCAAGAGCUCCAGGGUGUUUCUGGCGUGUUUCAGAGCACGGAUUACACCGUACCGACAGCACCAUACGGGCAAACAGGUGAUAACUAUGCGCAGCUGCCGUCGCAGGAGCGAGAGCCGCAGCCAGUUUCUGGUGCUGCUUGGGUUUGGCCGGACGUCACGAACAACAUCCGAGAGGACAUUUUUCGAGGAUCCUUUGGUGCGACUCCACAUUCAGCACAAAGCCACGCUUCAGCUGGAGCUACACCUCAGACACUGCAGCGGACUCCCGCAGGUAACCACCUCUAUGCCGACGCUGUGAAGAGUGGAUCCCAGCGCAAACCGGAGAGCUCAUCGGGUAAAUAA